Messenger RNA from Chilo suppressalis (striped riceborer), 2322 nucleotides. NCBI's taxonomy places the organism in Eukaryota, Metazoa, Arthropoda, Insecta, Lepidoptera, Crambidae. The record is from the annotation of a GenBank genome assembly.
GUUUGACAGUGACACUGACAGUCACAACAAGUUUGUCAAGUCAACUCGAUUUUUCAAUAGCUUCGAACUUCGAAGUUUAUUUAUUUAUUUGGGCUUAGAACAUUACAGUUGUUAAGGUUUUUGUCUAAUUCUGUUCCUAAUUAGACUGGUGAACACAAUGUCAACUAUGAGCGGUUCUUCUUGGGAAGAGUUGCGAAAGCAAGCAAGACUGCUGGAGAAUGACAUAGACAUGAAGUUGGUUGCAUUUAGUAAACUGGGCAUGAGUUCAGCUCCAUCGGGGCUAAGUUCAGAGAGCAUGCCUCUUAUCAAUAGUGAAGAUAUGUUUGACACAAUGUCGAUGGAGCUGGAACAGUUAUUGAACAAGCUUUCCUCAAUAAAUGACAAAAUGGCAGACAUUGCACCAGGAGGCAAUGCAACUAUGCACACUAUCAAAAGGCACAGGGAAAUACUUAUGGACUAUCAACAAGAGUUCACGAAGACGUCGGCGCGAGUGAGUGCGCGGCGCGAGCGUGAGGAACUACUGCGCGGCAGCAGCCCCACACCGGUGGCCGGCCUCAGUCGCCGCGACCAGUACUCCAAGGAGGCCAACCAUUUGCACAGUUCUCACAUCCUUGUAGACGAACAGAUAAACAUAGCGAUGGAGGCUCGCGAACAUCUCACGUCGCAGCGACAGACGUUCAAACGGAUCCAGACCAGAUUUAAUGACAUCACAAAUAGGUUCCCCCUGCUGAACAGUUUGAUGUACAGAAUCAACGCGAGGAAACGCCGCGAUUCCCUCAUCUUGGGCAUCGUUGUAGCAGUCUGCACCUUCCUGUUGCUCCUCUAUGCGUUCCAUUGAAGCAAACUCUUUUCUAAAUGCACUAUAUUAUAAGCGAUUGGGUUGCAAACCAGGCAGCGGUGUUUUAUUGGUGUAAUAUUUUUUGUAAGUGGAGUCCAGCCCAACUAUCUAAAUUAGACAAUCAAAUAUACCAUUUGAAAAUUUAUGUAUGUAGGUAUGGCCUUUCAAAUUGCAUCAGUAUUAGAAAGGUUUUUACAAAAUGAAAAUAAAAUGACUAAAUUACAAGAUUUUACACAUUGCGUUUUAAAUAAGUUUAUAAGUAUCUUUCAAAUGCAAGACAUCGUGAUAGGAGUUGCAAUUCAAAACAGCCAGGGCUAAACGUCUUGCAGGACACAAGCUCAUCACACUGGUAGAAUAUUACUGAAAAUUUUUGGACAAUUCGUAAGUACUUUUAUUUUGAUAAAGUACAAUUUCAGAUCAAAUCACUCGCUAUCGCCUGCAAUAUUUACUUUAAUAUUCGUCUUUUUCAAGAAACUGACUGUUACUAGCAUUUUGCUCACAUGAAAAAGAUUUAAUUACAGUUCCAAAUAUUUCCCCCCUUAUUUAUUAAUAAAGCAUAUUCUUUGCUUAUCCAUGUUUUGUCUCUGCUAAUUGAAUGACAAAUGUGACAUUUGAGUGAUAUGCGAUUUAAGUUGAGAUUUAUAGAGCUAAAAGGAUCCCAUAAAAAACAGUGAUUAAAUUUUUGUUCUACGACAAAUAUUGACGAAGUUAUGACCAAAUUACUAAAUAAAUUUUCGGCUGACCGCGUGUUGACUGACGUCACAGAGCUCUAGCGCUCGGGCGCGAGCAUGCGUAGAGACGCUACUAAAGUUCGACCGGAGUGACCACAAUCGAGCUCUGUGAUGUCACACGUUUCGGGCGCCGGUAAAUAUUGGCUUCCAUAAAAUUAGUUGUAUAAAGAGCAACGAGUGAACCGAUUUCGAUGAUUUAAAAAACAUAUAAUUCAAAAGCUUAUUAGAUCAUUAUACUCUUGAUUUUGAGUUGAUUUGCUCACCUAGUGAUUAUCCUAAUUGUUUUAAAGUUAUUGUAUGAACAUUGAAAAUCUGUCUUAAUCCGUUGAAAUAAAGUUGUCCUUUUAUUUCACGAUAUUAGAGGCAAGGUUAAAAAAACAAUGUUUUUAUAUUAUAUCCCAUCAGGCAGUGCAAAAUUAAGUACGAUCCCCAAAAUAACAGCAUAAUAUUGAAUAAGUAUUUUAUUGCAUUUAAUUUUUUAGCACCGCAUCUAACAAUACAAUCGACCAAUAAUAAUUAGAUAAUGUUAUACUUUAUAAUGCGAUCAUAACACUUUAACUAUAGGUAAAAAAUGGUUUAACAACUAAAUAUCGCAAUAUUGUUAUUUAAUAAGAUAGGUUACUUAAUUGCCUACUUGAUAAGAUUUACUCUUGUGAUAGUUAAAUGACUGUGUGUAGUGUAUGUACCUACUGUAAAAAUAUACCAUCUAAUGUAAAUACAACUAAAUUGUAGCAACACAAAAAUAAAGGAACA